CUUGGGUCUUGUUUCUACAACUUCUGCACUGGCCGUACAUGCCACGUCCCAGCUGAAAAAAGAAUUAAAUCCCUUGGGCCAAAUUCAUUCCUGGAGUUGCUUGAUUGAACACAGCGCAUUUACGCUGAGCGCAGAUUUGGCUCCUACCUGACUCUGUCAGCAUUGGCUGUGCUGUAACUAAGUAACAAGAACACUGUCAUCGAGAACAGACGAAUAGCUUUCUCUAAGAUUAUUAGAGCACCGAGCACCUUAAGGAGUGCAGAAAUCUGGGAAAGGAGGAGUUGGGGAAAAAGGACACCGCUCCUUUUAGAGCCCGUGUAACAGAACUGAUAAGCUGUUCCUCUGAUGUGAUUGAAUGUGACUGAAUACUGCGGGCUCGUGGACUCUUAUUCUGUAAAGCACACAUCAGAACAGCACAGGAAAAGGUUGGAGGGAACAGCUUCUGCUGUGCUGAGAAAGAUGCUGGAGAGCUCUUCAGUCCUUUUGUUCAUUGUCUUCGUUCUGCUUUUCAUUUUGUUGCUCUUUGUGGUACUCGUCAGGAAAAAUGGCACUGCUGCACUGAUCUGGCAUGAAAUAAUCAAGGAGAAAAUAACCAAUUUCAUCAUGAAUCAGAGGAAAGAGCAGAGGAUUUUAAAUUUUGUGUUGCAGAAUGCAGUCCGAGGGGACCCCUGUAGUGUGAUGGAAACUAUAGAUAAAUACUGCUCCGAGAAAGAGUGGGCCAUGAAUGUGGGUGAUGUAAAAGGUGUAAUUCUAGACAAGACAGUGGAAGAGAUCAAUCCUUCAGUUGCCCUGGAGCUGGGAACAUACUGUGGCUACUCAGCAGUUAGGAUUGCUCGGCUGCUGAAGGCAGGCGCUCGUCUUCUCACUGUGGAGUUCAACCCAGAAUUUGCUGCUAUAGCUAAACAGAUGAUCGAGUUUGCUGGAGUACAAGAUAAGGUAAAACUCCUAGAAGGCCCUUCAGAGGUAAUCAUCCCCCAGCUGAAGAAAAAAUAUGAAGUGGAUACUCUGGAUUUUGUCUUCCUGGACCACUGGAAAGACAGAUACGCACCAGACACCAUCCUGCUUCAGGAAUGCAGCUUGCUGCGGAAGGGCUCAGUUCUUCUGGCUGACAAUAUCAUCUUCCCUGGAGCUCCCGAAUUUGUUAAAUAUAUCCGCAACAACCCCCGUUUCCAAUGCACUACCUACCCAUCUCAUCUGGAAUAUAUGAAAGUGGAGGAUGCUAUGGAAAAGGCUGUGUUUUUGGGAUAAAGACAGCCAUUAAUGCUCAAUAUGUGUUCCUAAUGACAUAAAUGCAGCUACACAGGUUAUCUUGACUGUGCUUUAUAUUUUGCUUUUUGUAUUUUGGAGCCUAUCAUUAGUGGGAAUCAUUUUUUACAGGUGGAAAACAAGAUUUGGAGUAAGUAGGGCAUCCACUCAAAGGCCUGUUCCACUGCUUCACAUUAUUCGGCAAACUCAAGAUGAACAACAUACUGCCAAACAACAUGGCUUACUCUGAAGUGUUAUGUAUGUUUAGUGAGAAUAGGUUUUACAAGGUGGGUCCUGCACACCUUGGUUAACCUGUUUGUUGUAGUUAUUUUGAGCUCAAACAAUCACAGUUGGUAGGAUUAGGGUUAUGUGGAAGAAGUCACUCAACUUCUAAAAACUUACUUUCUAAAGCUCAACUGUCUUAUCAUUCUCAAGUGUGAAAAAAGCAUGCAUGCUGCAAGAAAAGAAUGUUUCAGAAACCCUGGUUAUGCUAAAUUAUUAUCAUGCCACUUCAAGCAGUGAAGGUUCCUAUAAUAAUGUCAGAUGCAUUUUUGCAUGGCUGCAAAUGUUAAUUAUCUCCAUGCUGAAGAAAAGGGCACAUACUGAAAGAAGAAAGAGCUACACAGUGAUGGGAAAAUUUAACAGAAUUAUGCAUAAGACAAAGAAAAAAAUUACUGUCUCUGCACAUGCAGAGAUAAUUGAAGAAGCAAGCAUAUUAAAAUAAACACAACAGACAGAUAACAAAAAACAGGUUCUAACAGAAUACCAAAAUGACAAAAUUACUGAGAUGUUGAGAAAAUACUACUCAUCCCUUCAUUAUACUUACUCAUUCCUUUAUUAUAUUGUAUAUACAUAGUGGGUGCUUCUGAGAGGCAGGGCAAGUUGCUUACUCUGAAGUGUUACGUAUGUUUAGUGAGAAUGGGUUUUACAAGGUGGGUCCUGCACACCUUGGUUGACCUGUUCACUGUAGUUAGCACUGAAUGGCAAGGUUUAUUACUGAGAAGAUUUACAAAACCAAAUCUGAAAUCUCUUAACUCACCUGAACAAUACAAAAACCCACUGUCAUUUCUUUCUAUGUCCUGCUGUGAUUAUAUAAUGAACCAAUGGUUACAUUUAUGAAUAAAAACUAAAAAACAAUAGGGAAGAUAAGUGAA
Messenger RNA from Numida meleagris (helmeted guineafowl), 2399 nucleotides. RefSeq names its product catechol-O-methyltransferase (gene COMT). Lineage: Eukaryota; Metazoa; Chordata; Aves; Galliformes; Numididae. The record is from RefSeq and is a predicted model, not a curated record. The coding region runs from base 460 to 1248 and encodes 262 amino acids. The transcript is spliced from 5 exons. Gene Ontology annotation, biological process: developmental process; dopamine metabolic process; catecholamine catabolic process. Gene Ontology annotation, cellular component: membrane; axon; dendrite. Gene Ontology annotation, molecular function: magnesium ion binding; catechol O-methyltransferase activity.